CUCCCUCCUACAAAAUACCCACUAUUAAAGAAGAUUUCCAUUCAAUUAGAAGAACUCAAUCGUUAGUAACGCAGCAGUGAAGAAGAAUUUCCAUUUCCCUUUUGCUGAUUUGUCCACCAUUACCCAGCUAUCAAUGGUGGUGGUACGGGAUCUUUUAACAAACAUUUGGCAAAGAAGCAUGGAAUCACAAAAGAAACUCAUGCAGCAAGCGGGAGCGGGACCACAAGUGGAAGCCGACAGACACAAUGGGACAUUCCCAGCACAGAUUAAAGGAGCCUGAAGAAAAGAUGGAGAAUCUGAAGAACAUAUUUUGUGGUGAAUUUGAAUGUGGACUACGUAGUUCUGACUCCUGUACACCUCAAUUUCAGUCUAUAAUACAACCUUCUUCAUGUGUUAACCAUGCUUUCAUUAUUUCUUUUGAUAUACUGCUACUAGUAGUUCUCUUGUGGAGCUUAAUUUGCAAAAUGUUAUCUAAGAAGCUCAAGCUACGAACUCAAAAUAGAAGCCUUUCAACCUGGAAAAUUCUAUCAGUUGUUUUUAAUGGAUGUUUGGGAGUUGUUUACAUAGUAUUUGGAGUUCGGAUUUUACAGAAAAACUUGAAAUAUGAUGAUUCAAUAACACCAAUUCAUGGGUGGGUUUUAUAUUUCUUACAUGGAGUUACAUGGCUGUUAAUGGGACUAAUAUCAAGUCCGAUUGGAGGCGAGUCGUACCGAAAACCAGAUUUGCAGGUCUUCUCCAUUUUGGUUGUUUUCUCUGCUGGGAUUUUCUGUGUUAUAGCUGUGUUUUCUGUCAUAGUUAACCAUGAAAGAGUAUCAGUUAAGGUCGUUUUCGAUAUUCUAUCCUUUUUAGGAGCUAGUUUGCUGCUUUUCUGUACGUGGAACGGGAUGGUUGAAAAUGGAAUAAGUACACUCUACACUCCUUUGAACCGUGAGGAAAAUGAUGGCAGCAUCUGUGAAACCGAUUCAGUGUCGCAAGUUACCCCAUUUGCCAAAGCCGGGUUGUUGAGCAAAAUAUCAUUUUGUUGGCUGAAUCCAUUGAUGAAAUUGGGCAAAGAGAAGACUCUUGUGGAAGACGACAUACCAAAAUUACGAGACAUAGACAGUGCAGAGUUUUGCUACUCACAGUUUCUUGAUCAAUUGAAUAAGAGUAAACAAGGUGGAUCUCCAUCAGAAAGCUCAGUGUUGUGGCUGAUUGUUGCAUGCCACUGGAGGGAUAUUCUAAUCUCAGGGUUUUUCGCACUUCUGAAGACUCUCGCGCUGUCAGCUGGACCGCUUUUGUUGAACUCCUUCAUUGAGAUUGCUGAGGGUAAAGAAGGUUUCAGAUAUGAAAGUUAUGUUUUGGCAAUUUUACUCUUUCUUGCAAAGAUCUUGGAAUCGUUGUCGCAAAGGCAAUGGUACUUCCGGAGCAAAUUGAUUGGCCUUAAAGUGAAGUCUAUGCUUACUGCCGCAAUUUACAAGAAGCAGCUGCGUGUAUCAAAUGCUGCUAGGAGGACACACUCAGUUGGUGAGAUAGUGAACUAUGUAACUGUCGAUGCUUACAGGAUCGGAGAAUUCCCUUUUUGGUUUCAUCAGAUUUGGACAACCAACCUACAACUUUGCCUUGCAUUAAUAAUUCUGACUCAUGCAAUUGGACUUGCAACUAUUGCAUCGCUAAUAGUGAUUGUUUUAACUGUUCUUUGCAACACGCCCCUUGCCAAAUUACAGCACAAGUUUCAAAGGAAGUUGAUGGCCGCGCAAGAUAGAAGACUAAAGGCGUGUUCAGAGGCUGUUCUUAACAUGAAGGUGCUGAAAUUAUAUGCAUGGGAUACUCACUUCAAGAAUGUAGUAGACGCAUUCCGGAAAGUAGAAUGUAAAUUGUUGUCAGUUGUGCAGUUGCAAAAGGCAUACACCUUUUUCCUGUUGUGGACGUCUCCUGUAUUGAUCUCAGCUGCUACAUUUGGCGCUUGUUAUUAUCUCGGAAUUCCUCUGCAUGCCAGUAAUGUUUUCACGUUUGUUGCAACAUCACGUCUAGUGCAAGAGCCAAUUCGAGCCAUCCCUGAUGUCCUUGGCGUAUUCAUUCAAGCAAGAGUUGCAUUUGCAAGGAUUGCAAAGUUUCUUGUAGCACCAGAGCUGCAAACUGAAAAUGUUAGGAGAAAGAGAGAUAUGAGUUGCAUAAACCAUGUUAUUCUGAUCAAAUCAGACAAUCUUUCAUGGGAAAUGAAUCCAUCAAAGCUGACACUCAGAGACAUAAAUAUAUGCGUUUGUAAAGGUGAAAAGAUCGCUAUAUGUGGAAAAGUUGGCUCGGGUAAAUCAACAUUACUGGCAACUAUUCUUGGAGAAGUGCCACAUAUAACUGGAACUGUGGAAGUUUAUGGGAGAAUAGCUUAUGUUUCCCAGAAACCCUGGAUUCAAACAGGAACAAUACAAGAAAAUAUUCUUUUUGGGUCUGCCAUGGAUGAACAGAGGUACCAAGCAACUUUUAAUAGAUGUUCAUUGGUAAAGGACCUCGAACUCCUUCCUUAUGGGGAUAUGACUGAAAUAGGGGAAAGAGGAGUUAAUCUAAGUGGUGGACAGAAGCAACGAAUUCAACUUGCACGUGCAUUAUACCAAGAUGCUGAUAUUUAUCUUCUGGAUGAUCCAUUCAGUGCUGUUGAUGCACACACAGCAACUAGCCUUUUCAAUGAAUAUGUUAUGGAAGCUCUUGUUGAGAAGACGGUCUUGCUUGUGACACAUCAAAUUGAUUUUCUUCCUGCAUUUCAAUAUUGCUUACUAAUGUCAGAUGGAAAAGUCCUUUCUGGUCCAUAUGAGGCAUUAUUAGCGUCAAGUAAGGAGUUUUUAGACCUUAUAAAUGCACAUAAAGAGACGGCUGGUAGUGAAGCAAUGGCUGUAGUCAGUACAUCUAAAAGACAUACAUAUGCUACAAAUGAGAUUAAGAAAGUACAUGUGGAGGAAAAGCAUCAAUCAUGGAAAGGGAAUCAGUUGAUAAAACAAGAAGAAAGAGAAGUUGGAGAUAUUGGGUUUAAGCCAUACUUAAUAUACCUGAAUCAGAACAAAGGAUGUAUCUAUUUCUCUAUUCUUGCUCUUUCUCAUCUUUCCUUUGUUGUAGGCCUGAUAUUACAGAAUACUUGGAUGGCCUCCGGUGUUGAUAAUCCUCGUGUUAGUGAAUCAGAACUAAUUGUCGUAUACCUCAUAAUUGGACUUUGUGCAACAAUUUGUUUACUCAUAAGAUCUGUUGCAGUGGUUAGAUUAGGAAUGGAAUCAUCGAAAUCUUUGUUUGGUCAACUACUAAACUCCUUAUUUCGAGCUCCAAUGUCGUUUUAUGACUCUACUCCUAUCGGAAGGAUACUCAGUCGGAUGUCUUCUGAUUUAAGCAUUGUUGACCUUGAUAUCCCCUUCAGCAUUCAAACAGCCUUUGGUGCUACUACCAUAACAUGCGCUAAUUUUGGAGUGUUGACUGUAAUUAUCUGGCAGGUCUUGUUCGUCACAAUACCAGUGAUUUACAUGGCAAUACGACUGCAAAGAUACUAUUUUGUUACUGCCAAAGAGCUGAUGAGAAUUAAUGGAACAACCAAGUCUAAGGUAGCAAACCAUUUUGCUGAAUCUUCAGCUGGAGCCAUGACAAUUCGAGCUUUUCAAGAGGAAGAUCGCUUUUUUGCUGAGAAUAUAAAAUUAAUUGAUUCAAAUGCAGGCCCAUUCUUUCAUAACUUUGCAGCCAAUGAAUGGCUCAUUCAGAGGAUUGAGACCCUCAGUGCGACUGUUCUAGCAGCAGCUGCACUGUGCAUGGUUUUCCUUCCUCCUGGUACAUUUAGCUCAGGCUUCAUUGGUAUGGCACUAUCAUACGGUCUUGGGUUAAAUUUGGGUAUGGUUUUUACAAUUCAGAAUCAGUGCACAUUGGCCAAUCAUAUAAUAUCUGUAGAGAGGCUUGAUCAAUACAUGGAUAUACCUAGUGAAGCUCCAGAAGUCAUCGAAAAUAGUCGCCCUCCUCAAUAUUGGCCCGCCGUAGGUAAAGUGGAGAUCCUCAAUUUGCAGAUAAGAUAUAGACCAGAGACACCACUAGUUCUUCAAGGAAUCAGCUGCACGUUUGAAGGAGGAGAUAAAAUAGGUAUAGUUGGUAGAACAGGUAGUGGGAAGAGUACCCUAAUAGGGGCAUUGUUUCGCUUAGUGGAGCCAGUAGAAGGGAUGAUUAUAGUUGAUGGAAUUGAUAUAUCUUCAAUAGGACUUCACGAUCUAAGGUCACGUCUUGGGAUUAUCCCUCAAGAUCCUACACUCUUCAAUGGAACAAUACGAUUCAACUUGGACCCUUUACAUCAGCAUAAUGAUGAAGAAAUUUGGAAGGUACUCAUCAAAUGUCAACUUAAAGAAACUAUUGAGGAGAAAAACAAUGGGCUAGAUUCCCUAGUUGAGGAAGAUGGAUCAAAUUGGAGCAUGGGGCAACGACAAUUGUUCUGUCUUGGGCGCGCUUUACUGAGGAGAAGCAGGGUGCUAGUGCUUGAUGAAGCUACCACAUCCAUUGAUAAUGCAACUGACAUGAUCCUUCAGAAAACAAUAAGAACCGAAUUUAUCGAAUCCACUGUGAUCACUGUAGCCCACAGGAUCCCAACUGUGAUGGAAUGCACAAAAGUUCUUGUAAUUAGUGACGGAAAACUAAUGGAGUAUGAUGAACCCAUGAAGCUAAUGAAGAACGAAGUUUCACUAUAUGGCCAACUUGUAAAGGAAUAUUGGUCUCACUUCCAUUCUGCUCAUCAAUCACAUUGAACAAAACACGCAAAGAAGCUACAAAGUUACAAUGGAUAAACAUCCCUCAUCUACUCUUCUAGCCGGAAUUGAAAAUCAACGCUUAUCCUUGUUCUACUUCCUUUUAACACACAACUCACUUGCCUAUUUACUUAUGUGUGUCCUUUGUACAUCUAUGCUUUUUAUUAGGAAGAAAAUAUCUCUUCGCAUCAACUAUUAAUGACAAUGUAUUAUUCUUCAAUAGUGUCCAACUUCUUAUAGCUGUAUUAGUACAUUAAAUUUCUCCUAGACUUCAAA
This is a messenger RNA of Amaranthus tricolor (Joseph's coat), 5009 nucleotides long. RefSeq names its product ABC transporter C family member 10-like. The transcript is spliced from 13 exons. The record is from RefSeq and is a predicted model, not a curated record. Gene Ontology annotation, biological process: transmembrane transport. Bases 246 to 4733 code for a protein of 1495 amino acids. Gene Ontology annotation, molecular function: ATP binding; ATP hydrolysis activity; ABC-type transporter activity. Gene Ontology annotation, cellular component: vacuolar membrane; plant-type vacuole. Lineage: Eukaryota; Viridiplantae; Streptophyta; Magnoliopsida; Caryophyllales; Amaranthaceae.